CCUUCUUCACCCUUCCCUUUGACGGUUUAUGGAGUACUCACUUCUUUCUCACCCUUGUCAGUCCCACUGGGUCUUCUAAAACCUCUUGAGCUUCAUUGCCCUCACUAGGGGCACGGCAGGGACGCCAACAUGGGGAGUUAACUACACUGGAUUAGCUCCCAGGGAGAUUAUUUAGGCGCCCUCUAAAAAAAGCCAACAACUCACACACUUCAGAGCAGAGUGGCAACACGUGAAGACAAGAGCAGCUGGAUGAGAUGACCAUGUUUCACUGGAUGCUGCUGAUCUUAUCAGUGUCUGCGGCGGCUCAGCGGCCUCAUCGUUCCAAAAGAGGACUGCUGGAGCUGGCAGGAGCCAUCAAAUGCAGCACGGGACGAUUUCCGCUGGUGUACGCCUUUUACGGCUGCUACUGUGGCCUGGGAGGUCGGGGCCGGCCCCUGGAUCGGGCCGACUGGUGCUGCCACAAACAUGACUGUUGCUAUGGAGACGCUGACGCUCUUGGCUGCAAAACCAAAACUGACCGAUAUCAGUGGAAAUGUGACGACCAGAAAGCAGAGUGUGAUGAUUUGGAGGACAGAUGUGAAAAGCUCCUGUGCCAGUGCGACAGGGAAGCUGCCAAGUGCUUGCAAAAAGCCCCCCUCAACAAGAAAUAUGUUCUCUGGCCAGACGUCUUGUGCAGGGACGAAGAGGUGAACUGUAACAUAUACUGAUGUCUUUUCACUUCAGAACACUGAACAAUUUUAUAUUAUGUGUUUUUAAAAAUGAAGCUUGACCAAAGACAUUGUAACAGCAUUUUCCAUGAGAGGCACGUAAUAAAAAGUG
Messenger RNA from Synchiropus splendidus (mandarinfish), 819 nucleotides. It is a transcript of the gene pla2g10, whose product is annotated as phospholipase A2 group X. Gene Ontology annotation, molecular function: calcium ion binding; phospholipid binding. The coding region runs from base 255 to 707 and encodes 150 amino acids. Gene Ontology annotation, biological process: arachidonate secretion; lipid catabolic process; phospholipid metabolic process. NCBI's taxonomy places the organism in Eukaryota, Metazoa, Chordata, Actinopteri, Syngnathiformes, Callionymidae. The transcript has 5 exons. The record is from RefSeq and is a predicted model, not a curated record.